Molecule: messenger RNA, 2736 nt
Organism: Physella acuta
Lineage: Eukaryota; Metazoa; Mollusca; Gastropoda; Physidae
Product: G-protein coupled receptor GRL101-like
Biological process (GO): hormone-mediated signaling pathway; activation of adenylate cyclase activity; adenylate cyclase-activating G protein-coupled receptor signaling pathway
Cellular component (GO): plasma membrane
Molecular function (GO): protein binding; G protein-coupled peptide receptor activity; protein-hormone receptor activity
Source: RefSeq, a predicted model, not a curated record
AUGGUUAGUCCCAAUGAUAUGGAUAUAGAUACAAAUUAUUGGAUAGUUAGCGGGGGAAGUGGCGAUAAGGAUAACGAUAGAGAGGUCAAAGAUAGGGAAAAGAAAAAGGACAUAGAUGGAAACAACGAUAAGGAAAUAGGAAUAACGAUGGGGCUAGAAAUUAUAUUAAGUAUAGGGUUUAACCAGCGUCACAUCAGCCCGAGUGAUGCCCAAAAUGUUGAACUGUUACAAUGUACAUUUGUAAGAACUUUAGAACCAUCUUUGAUGCCUUUUAAAGAAUUACCUUACACAUUUGUUGGCGAUGGCGUAGCAAACUGUGAAGAUGGAAGGGAUGAAAGCAUGUGUUCAAGAGAGUUAUACUAUAAGUGUCAGGGUAAACGCGUUUGCGCUGCAUUUAUGCCCAUACGAGGUCCGGAAGAAGUUUGCAUAAAACACGAUCAAAUGUGCGACAAAGUACAAAAUUGUCCUGACAACAGCGAUGAAGAGUUUUGUGCAGACUGUUUAGAAGCUCUUACAGGUGAUGGCGUGUGUUUGCCUAGUCGAUGGUUCCAAACAAAAUCUGAAUUCGACACGUUCAAGCGUUACCCUAAGAUAGUAUUGCCAAAUUUGGAUUUCACUAACUGUAAUGAUAAUGAAUGUUUCUUUCAGAACGAUACUGGCAAACCUCUAACACUUUGCAGCGAAGGAAGUACAGAAACUAUAAAUAGCAAAGGGAUACAUAAACAUAAAUAUGCUGCGAAAUGUCAUUAUUUUUUAGAUCGUAGAAACGCCACUUUGGGUUGUGUUGAUAACUCACAUUUAACAAACUGUACAGACUUUAAAUGCGGACCUGGUUUUUAUAAAUGUAAAAACUCCUACUGUAUUCCAAAUGCAAUGAGAAUGAAUGGUAUGGUCAACUGUCCAUCAGAGGGGGGAUAUCAAGAUGAGGAGGAUCAUGAAAUACACUUCUACUGCCUCCGUGACCCCAACCGCUUCUAUAGUGCGGGUAACUUGUGUGACGGGAGAUGUGACUGUGGUACAGGCUGUGAUGAUGAGAUGCUCUGUCAUGAAAAAUGUCCGUCAGGUUUUAUGUGUCUGUGGGGGGUCACUAAACUGAUAGAUAGAAAUAAAGUUAAUUACACGAAUCUGUAUGACACACUUGAUAAGAAUAUAAAGCUCUUCCGAGCAUCGGGAUUGGAUUUAUCACUUGCUUACGUACCUCGGUAUAUUAGGUUGGACAAAAUUUUAGAACUCCAUUUGUCAAAUUGUAGCCUGGACGAUAAAAAAAUGACAGAAAUUUUACUUGCAAUGAGUGACAGCUUACAGAAAAUUUAUCACAUAGAUCUGAGCUACAACAAAAUCAGUUUUGCAAAUUUCUACGAUUUUUUAGGAUUUUUUGAGUCAUUAAAAAUUUUGAAUUUAUCCCACACAUCUGUUUCCCGACUCGUCAUUCAUAGUUUGGUAACAAGUCUUUUACAGACGAUAGAUUUGUCCUGUACACCACUCGAAUCUUUCAAGUUUUUAAACCCGAGAAGUUCUCCAAUCCUUUACUUAAAUGUUAGCUCGACAAUAGUAAAAACUCUUGAUUGGUUCGACGCCGCUUAUUUACCAACGUCUGUUGGUACACUUGAUAUGAGAAAUACAAACAUAGUUUUUGAUUUGAAAACGUCUGAGCAUUUACAAAAUAUAAAAAUAGACAACAACAUCUAUGGCGAUAGUUACAAGCUUUGUUGUGAAAAAUUUAAGGGAUCCGAAAUUCCCUCUUAUGCAUGUAACGCACCAAGUGACGCCAUAUCAUCAUGUGAAAAUCUGCUUAAUGAUGAUGUGAAACGUUCACUGAUAUGGCUGGUGGCGUUGAUAGGUUGCAGUGGCAAUGCUGUUGUCAUUGGUUACAGAUUUUUCUAUGAGAAACAACUAUUAAAACAAGGCUACAGGAUGUUCGUUACAAAUCUGGGCUUGUCAGAUUUUAUCAUGAGCGUUUAUUUAAUCAUCAUAGCAGGAGCUGAUGUUUACUACCGUGACGACUACGUGUUGUAUGACAUAGAAUGGCGAGACAGUUCACUGUGCAAGGCCGCAGGUUUUCUCGCUACUCUCUCAACUGAGACGUCGUCACUUUUUGUGUUACUUAUCACAUUCGAUCGAUAUGUAAUCUUUAAAAAUACACUUAACACGGUACAUUUUACCCCAAAGAUUUUAAUUAUUGUCGUAGCUCUGAUCUGGGCAACUGGAAUCGCCAUCUCCACAAUCCCCAUUUUGUUUCCUGACUGGCAGGUCUACUCGUCCAACACGAUGUGUCUGGCACUUCCGGUCAAUCUGACCCACCCACUGGGCUGGAUAUUUUCUUUACUUAUUUACAUAGUUUUCAAUUGUAUUAUGAUGCUAAUGAUAAGUUUGGGGCAAAUUUUAAUUUUCAAACAAAUAGCCAUGCCGUCUAACUCUCUGAUAAACACGUCAUCCCACAGGAGACGCGAGAUCACGGUCGCCAAAAACCUUUCUCUUAUUGCCGUAUCCAACGUCCUCUGUUGGAUGCCUGUCUGCGUCAUUGGUCUCCUGUCUGCUGCUGGCUACAUCUUUAGUCCUGGUGUCUAUGGCUGGCUGGCUGUAGCCAUAAUGCCACUAAACUCUGCCGUCAACCCCAUUCUUUACACACUGCCAGUGGCAUAUAAUGCAUUGAAUCAAUCCAGAAAACCAGCGUCGCAAUCAUCUGAAAAAAACAGAUCCCUAAAAAUCAGUAUACCCAAUCCUUCGCAGGAAUAA